Messenger RNA from Trichoplusia ni (cabbage looper), 3103 nucleotides. It is a transcript of the gene Sec5, whose product is annotated as exocyst complex component 2. Lineage: Eukaryota; Metazoa; Arthropoda; Insecta; Lepidoptera; Noctuidae. The transcript is spliced from 17 exons. Gene Ontology annotation, biological process: Golgi to plasma membrane transport; exocytosis. Bases 160 to 2781 code for a protein of 873 amino acids. The record is from RefSeq and is a predicted model, not a curated record. Gene Ontology annotation, cellular component: exocyst.
AUGUUAUGUCAAAAUAAUCGGAACCUGACAUUUGAUGACUUGUUUUCAAAAUACUUCUAUUUCUAUCAAAAGAAAAAUCCUCUUUUAAACUCACUCAAAUAAAUAUAAGUAUUUCUAGAAUAAUAUUUAGUUACCCGUACUUCUGAAGAAACUUAUAGCAUGGGUCCUCCACCUGUAGUAACAGGAAUCUCUCCGAAGGAAGGUCCGCCAGGAACUAGGGUCACGAUACGUGGAGAAUUCCUGGGUACCAGUGCCACAGACUUAAUAGGUCUUAAAAUCUGUGGAUGUGAUUGCUUACUGUCAGCGGAAUGGAAGAGCAAGAACAAGAUAGUGGCGCGUUCAGGUCCCUGCAAAGGUCGAGGGGAUAUCAUUGUAACUACCAGGUCUGGUGGUGAAGGAACCUCCACAGUGCAGUUCAGAGGCUACCAUGAGUCAAUAGGUCCUGUCAAGGAGAGUGCAGUGUGGGUGGAGGAAGCAGCUCCUCCCUCACUGCCAUGGGGCCGGAGACCCAUGUCCCCCACCACCUACACCCCGCCUGACCCACUGGGACUCUCCACUGAGGGUGAUGACUGCAAGUUCCCUGAAGAGGAACUACAUGAAAUGUUUCCAGAUGGAUCUGGUAAACUCUCUGAUGACAACUUCCAGCCGGGCUGGUACCUGUUGGAGCACCACAGUAAUACUUCCUAUGAGGACCUCAAAGCUGGCAUGGUGUUUCUGCAAAGAAAGGUGGAAAGCCAAAAGGAAGGUCAACUAAGUUUCUUAAAGGCAAAUACUGGAGCUGUCAUGGAUCAGUUAGACAGACUGGUCUUACUCAAGAAUAUGUAUGAGGAGGACCAGAGGAAGAAUGGCAAGGAACCACUACCCAGUUUACAGGCUGCCAUUGAGGAAUCAAUAACUCUAGCAGACUCUCUGUUCUCGGAGAUCUUAUCUCGUAAAGACAACGCCGACAAGACGCGGGAAGCGCUCUCGCUACUCACACGACAUAAGUUCCUGUUCCAACUGCCGGCCUCCAUCGAUAGGAACAUUCGGAAGAAGGAGUAUGAUCUGGUGGUCAAUGACUAUACCAGAGUCAAGAACUUGUUUGGAAAUACCGAUGUUAAACUCUUCCAAAAAAUUCUUGCUGAAAUUGACAAGAAGAUAGAGGAUUUGAAAGAGAAACUGUACACGAGAAUGAAAACGAUGCCCAUCAAUGUUCAGGAGCAGACCAAGUAUAUCAGGUUACUGAUUAGUUUGAACUGGGAAGGUGAUGCUGCAUGGGUGGCCAUCACCAGUCGCAAGGAAUACCUCAUGACGCUACUGAAUAAGGUCAAAGAUCACUUCAAACAGAAGGAGGAACAAGAGAGCAAUGAGAAAGGCAAGCGCAAGCAGAAGGAGAGCGAGUCGUGCGGCGGCUGGAGCUUGGUCCGCGGGCAGUGGGCGGCGGCGGCGGCGGGCGCGCUGGCGGCGCAGCUGCACGCGCUGUGGCCGCUGGCGCGCCGCUACUUCGCGGGGGAGCUGGCGGGCGAGCCCAGCAACACGCAGCGGCAGCUCGAGCUUAAGGACAUGAUAAUAGCAGCAGUAGAGUUGUUCUCCGAGCACAUGCGCGCGUGCCUGCUGGCGCCGGGCGGCGGCAAGCUCGUGCCCACCGACACGCUGCGGGUGCGGCUCGUGGCCAACCUGCGACAUCUCAGGGAGGCCUACGACUCGCUGCUCAAACUCGAUCUGCCUUCACAGCCUCUAAGCAUAGUGGAGAAGGUGAUCUUCGACUACCGCGUGCACGGCAUGACGGUGUUCCUGCAGCGCGCUCACAAGCGCGUCAAGGGGCUCGCCGACAAGGAGACCUGGAAGAUCGAGGAGUUCACCGACUACGGAGCCAUUACCAACCUUCCACACUUACUAGAAACAUACGUGACCGAGGCGUUCGCAGCGAUCCACAAGUGCGUGGCGAGCAGCGGGCGGCGCGAGAGCCCCCUACUGGCGGAGGGGGGGGAGCCCGCCGGCAUCCUGCAGGAGCACACCAAGGCCAUCCUGCUGGAGUACGUGGGCGUGCUGCGGGGGCUCGCGCUGCAGCAUGAGGACCCGGAGUUCAACAACAGCAACCUGUCGGAAGCGCUGGAGCAGCGCCUGGAGGAGUCCCCGGGCGCGGGUCGCAGCUGGCAGCACUGCCUGCUGCUGGCCGACGCCAACGCGCACUACACGCGCAGGCACACGCUGCCCAGCCUCGCCGCCGCCGCUAGCAAUUACGGCUUCCCAAAACAGACGGAAGCUUUACAAGCGACUAAGGACGCCCUACUGGCUCUGGAGACCACAAUCGCGGACACGUACCUGGAGCACAAGGGCGACCCACUGGUGGGCACCAUCGAGCCCAGCAUGCACAUGGGCCGCCACAGGACGGAUGGUGACGCCGUCAUCGACGACGCCCGCCCGUACGUCUACGAGAUCAUUAAUAACUUGAUCGCUGUACAUGCUGAGGUGGACAGCGUGUGCGGCGCGGCGUCGGUCCGUCACGUGCGCGACAUCUGCGAGACGGUGUGCGAGGAGCUGGCGCGGCUGGCGGCCAGCGCGCCGCCGCCCGCGCCGCGCGCCGCCUUCCAGGCGCGCCUCGAGUACACGCUGCUGCAGCAGGCCUGCGCGGAGCAUCUCACCAGGAAGGCCGAGAACUGUCUGAUGGAAGCACUGGCUGGGAUACCUCCAUUAGAAAGCGAAGAAGAAAAAAGACGUAUGGAUGCAAUAGUGGAAGACUUUAAGAAACGAAUGGCGCUGCAGUUGGCCAGUCUGAACUGUCACAUGGAGACUGUUUAAAGUAUUGUAAGCGUUAUUUUUAUGUAAAUAGAGUUCGAAAUUGAUUAAUAGGAUAUAUUUUAUGAUUAUUUGGUUAUAAAUCAAAAGCUUUAAGAGUUAUUGCUGUAUUCUAUCCAAGUUUAUUUUCAAGUGUUUAUAAAAAUGUAUUGUUUUAACUAGGUCUUUAGGUACAUUCUUAAAGAAGUUUAUUUAAUCUUAAAUGUAUAGAUUUGUCUAAAGUGAUCGCAACGCCUUAUUUUUACAGAAAGUUAAUUUGAUCAAAAAAAUAUUAGUUUGUUUCAUUCAGCGCUAGUUAUAGAUUUAAAUUACAUUAGGUAAGCUU